Molecule: messenger RNA, 696 nt
Organism: Chondrus crispus (carragheen)
Lineage: Eukaryota; Rhodophyta; Florideophyceae; Gigartinales; Gigartinaceae
Exons: 4
Coding region: 1-696 (231 amino acids)
Source: RefSeq, a predicted model, not a curated record
AUGCUACACUUGAGCUCGCGAGGGACGCCCGUAGCGCGCCCGCCCGCCAACAAUGCCCGAGCCGACGCGCCCGAUCACGCUCAAGCUGCGCGCGAGCGACGGCGCCAUCUUCGAGGUGUCCAAGCCGGUCGCCAUGCGCAUCUGCUUCGUGCAGGACAUGGUGUGCGACGUCGACGUCGUCGACGGCAUGAGCAUCCCCAUGGGCCCCGUCACCGCGCCCAUCCUGCAAAAGGUCAUCGACUUCUGCGCCUUCCACCACGACCACCGCCUCACCCCGCACGCCGCCGAGGAGAUCGACACCUGGGAGGCCGCCUUCGUCCGCGUCGACAAGCGCACCCUCUUCCUCGUCCUCACGGCCGCAAACUUCCUCAACGUCCAGCCGCUGCUCGACCUGGCCUGCAAAACCGUCGCCGACAUGAUCAAGGGCAAGUCGGGCGAGCAGAUCCGCUCGGAGUUUGCCAUCGACGACAGCUUCACCACCGAGUAGCCGCGCUUCGAGUUUGGCACAGGUCGGCUGAGUGGUCGCUCCGUCGGACUUGUAAGAGCAUCCCCACCGGUUGGAGAAUAAAUGAGCAAAGAGCUAAAUAUUUUCAUCACUUGUCAUUCAAAUACUGGUGCGCAUGCCCAGGUGCAUUUGCUCAUAUUUGGCAUUUUAGCUCCGACAUCAACACACUCCACCGGUGUUGCCAGAGCUAA